This is a messenger RNA of Pimephales promelas (fathead minnow), 3668 nucleotides long. NCBI's taxonomy places the organism in Eukaryota, Metazoa, Chordata, Actinopteri, Cypriniformes, Leuciscidae. The record is from RefSeq and is a predicted model, not a curated record.
GUCGUGUCGGGAUUGGAAUGUAACAGAGUAACAAUCGGAACAACUGAGCAAAUAGGUGUUUGGACUCGCGGAUCAAGGAACUCAGUUGAUUUUAUUCGCGGAGGAAACAUCCUGUGAAACUCGCCCGUUUUUUUCUUCGCUAAACGCGAAACGUCGCUUUCCAGAGCCGGUGUCCUGGUGAAGAGGAAAUCCACUUCUUGCGUGUGUGAAGGUCCACGGAGAGCGCAGGAAUAAGAGAAAUGCAGGGAUUCGUGAGGUUACGGUGAUCUGUCCCGUGUGUGUGUGUGUGUUAUUGUUUCGGAGGUGAAUGCAUGGAGUUACGCUUUAGUUCAGCCUGGACGUGUGGUUUGGAAACGCAAAGCAUCGGAGAUAAACCUCGGUCGUUGCAUUAUUAUUUACGACUUUGCAUGUUUUCCAACGGGACCCCCUGUCCUCCAAAGACCCCGUGAGUCAGUGCCGCUGCAACUCUCCCGUGCGACUCGUUUCGUUGCGUUUUUAUUUUAAUCCUCCGCGGGAAAACUAAAUCAGCGAGUAUUUAUACCUGAUUAUGUGUUUCUAAUGAUCAAAACCGGUGCGUUUGCUGGAGGUAAUGGCUGCACUGUGAAAUGUCGCUAGUAUUAGACAGACGAGGGAGAUCGAGGAGCCCGAUGUAAAAUCGCCCACAUGCGCUUGAUCAAUCGCUUGCUAUUUGCUGAUCGGAAUCUGAAGAGUUGUAAAUCCUCGCAGGCUGGAAGAUGGCGGAGCGGUACUAUAGCUGGAGGAGGUGGUGCGGCUGCUUCUGCUGAGAUACAAACUUGAAAUUUAUUUGCGAACACCGCGAUCUGGACACAUGCAGGCCAAAAAACGAUAUCUGAUCUCGCUCUUGACUGGCGCCUUUCUAGUUUUGCUCUUUUACUUCGGAGGAGGGGCGGUCCCGGGUCCGGCGGCCACGGGGUCCAGGAGCCGACAUGGAUAUAAUCGUCCUGAUCAACCGUGGCCGCACUUUUCCGAUCCCUUACAACACUUUAUCCCGUGGGACCAUUCGGACACGGAGGGAUAUAACGUGCAUAUAUCGCCCAGGCAGAAGAGAGACGUUAACUCGAGCGUUUACAAGGGCAAACGGUGCCGCAUGCAAUCAUGCUUCGACUUCACUUUAUGUCAAAGGAACGGAUUCAAAGUCUACGUGUAUCCGCAGCAGAAGGGCGAGAAGAUCUCGGAAAGUUACCAGAACAUUUUAUCCACCAUCGAGGGCUCUAGGUUUUACACUUCUGACCCUGGUCAAGCGUGUUUGUUCGUCCUGAGCUUGGACACUCUUGAUCGAGACCAAUUAUCACCACAGUACGUGCACAAUCUCAAAACCAAGGUGCAGAGCUUGCCUCUUUGGAACAAUGGUAGAAAUCACCUCAUAUUUAAUUUGUAUUCCGGCACAUGGCCUGACUAUACGGAAGACUUGGGCUUUGACAUUGGUCAGGCCAUGCUGGCCAAAGCAAGCAUCAGUAUGGAGAACUUCAGACCUAACUUUGACAUAUCCAUCCCGUUAUUCUCCAAGGAUCACCCAAGGACCGGAGGGGACAGGGGGUACUUGAAAUACAACACCAUUCCACCUUUUAGAAAGUAUAUGUUGGUAUUUAAAGGGAAACGCUAUUUGACCGGCAUCGGCUCGGACACGAGGAAUGCCUUACAUCAUGUUCAUAACGCGGAGGAUGUAGUCCUUCUCACCACCUGCAAACAUGGCAAAGACUGGCAGAAACACAAGGACGCGCGAUGUGACCAGGACAACGCCGAGUAUGACAAGUAUGACUACCGUGAAAUGCUGCACAACUCCACCUUCUGUCUGGUUCCACGAGGACGACGACUGGGAUCUUUCCGCUUCCUGGAGGCUCUGCAGGCGGCCUGUGUGCCGGUCAUGCUGAGUAACGGUUGGGAACUCCCCUUCUCGGAGGUCAUCGACUGGAACAGGGCGGCUGUGAUCGGGGACGAGAGGCUCUUACUGCAGAUCCCGUCCACGGUUCGCUCCAUUCAUCAGGAUAAGAUCCUGGCUCUGCGACAGCAAACGCAGUUCUUGUGGGAGGCGUAUUUCUCUUCUGUGGAGAAGAUCGUGCUCAGCACUCUAGAAGGAUUAAGCCAAGUCCGAAGUUCACCGCUGUUAUCCAUGCAGUCACGCCGCUGGUCUCCCAGUCUCAGCCCAUUCUCAAGCUACUGGUCUCAGUGGCCAGAUCCCAGUACUGCGCUCAGAUUAUUGUGUUGUGGAACUGUGACAAGCCUUUGCCUGCCAAGCAUCGAUGGCCGGCCACGUCAGUGCCCAUUAUUGUCAUUGAAGGAGAGAACAAGGUCAUGAGCAGCCGCUUCCAGCCGUAUGAAAGCAUCAUCAGUGACGCGGUGUUCAGUCUGGAUGAGGACACGGUGUUGUCCACCACUGAGGUGGACUUCGCCUUCACGGUGUGGCAGAGUUUCCCAGAGAGGAUUGUGGGAUAUCCGGCCCGAAGUCAUUUCUGGGACAAUAAUAAGGAGCGCUGGGGUUACACCUCCAAAUGGACCAAUGAUUAUUCCAUGGUUCUCACCGGAGCUGCCAUUUACCACAGAUAUUACCACUUCCUGUACACACACCUUCUGCCCACGAGCCUGAAGAGCAUGGUGGACCAGCUGGCCAACUGUGAGGAUCUCCUCAUGAACUUCCUCGUGUCCGCCGUUUCCAAGCUGCCGCCCAUCAAGGUCACUCAGAAGAAGCAGUACAAGGAGACCAUGAUGGGUCAGUCAUCUCGAGCCUCGCGCUGGGCCGACCCGGACCACUUCGCCCAGCGCCAGACCUGCAUGAACAAGUUCGCCAGCUGGUUUGGCGGCAUGCCACUGGUCCACUCCCAAAUGAGACUGGACCCGGUUCUGUUCAAGGACCAGGUCUCCAUCCUCCGCAAGAAAUACAGGGAGAUCGAGCGGCUCUGACCCGACUGGCGGCCCUCGAUGGACAUUCACCAGGGGGCCGCGAGAGACUCUCCGGAGCCCACAGGUCCACUUUCCCUUCAGCACACGAGCAAAGGACACACACUGCAGGACGACACCCACACCUGACACGCUUCCAACUCCUGCCAGGGUUUGGGUCUGUUUCAGGGUCGACGAACUGAUGUUUCCCAGCACACGAGCGACGACAGGAGGGAUGCAUCAUCGCGUUAGCACUUCCAAACCAACACGCAUCUGGAUACAUCUCCCAAUCCGUUUGUUUUCCCAGGUUUUGGAGUAAAGUGAGUUGUGCAAGUGAGCUUUAUUUACACGUUUUUGAGGUGUUGCACUGCAAAAAAAAAGUCGCUUUACAGCACAAAUAUCUAGAAAUUCUUAAAUCAAGAUGCAUUCACUUGAGAAGCAACAUGACUUAAAAUAAUAAAGGUGAGUUUGUGCUUAAAAGAAGUCAGAAAUCCUUAUUUAUAGGGAAACCAAGGUGAUGUUUUAAGCACUUCAUUUUACUUAUUUGAAGUCAUGUUGAUUCUCAAGGAAAUUUGAGUUUGUGCUUAAAACAAGAAUAAAUAUGUCAAUGGAGUCAGAAAAAUCAUUGCUUUUCCUGUGAAUGAGGAUUGUUUCUGACUACACUCAUGUGUUCUUGUUUUAAGCACUUAAUUCAUUUUCACGAUUGAUUUUUGACUUAAAGGGUUAGUUCACCCAAAAAUGAAAAUUAAGUCAUUAAUUACUCACCCCCAUGC